Molecule: messenger RNA, 693 nt
Organism: Clonostachys rhizophaga
Lineage: Eukaryota; Fungi; Ascomycota; Sordariomycetes; Hypocreales; Bionectriaceae
Source: the annotation of a GenBank genome assembly
AUGGCUACCGUGAAAGAGCUCGGAGAGAACUUCCACGGUUGUUUCCUCGUCCUGCAGAAAGUGUUGAGACACCAUCGCAGGACGUGUAUUGCUGCUUGGACUACGGCAUUUGAGAUUGGCACCCGGGAGUACAUAAACUCUAACGAACAUCUCGGUAUAAACACUGCCAAGGAUGGCCAACUCCGUUUCCGCUCAGUUACGAAAUGUGUUCCGAUAUUAGCUGAGGAAAAGCAUUCGACUCCAUGGUUUAAAGCUCCCACGUGGGACACACACAAAGAAUAUUACUUGGGGCCAACGGAAUCUACUAAUUUCACCUGGGUGGUACGCAAAUCUUUGAUUUUGGACCCUGAUUUAUCUGUGAACUGCCCCCCGUACGAGUUGAGAGCACUGGCAUCCUACGCCGGCUUCCACGAUAAAACAUCAAUUUCAGACUUCUCACCAAUAGAUGACCUCAUUGUGCCCCAUGCGGGCAUCACAGUUCUAUAUCUGCUGAAUAUCGCAGUAUACUCUAACGUCACCGAGGACCCUUGGUUCCAGGCUACCAACAAGGAUGACCCAAAUGGUUUCCGGCCAGAUUUCCCCGUGGGCGUCUUCUACUACGCUGAUCGGGUGGCAUCUACACUGGGAUGCACUCGCCAGUGGGAGUUUCGCACAAUGGACGGAAGCUGCACGUCACCUAUGGAUACUCCAUAA